AUGCCUCCCCGGCGUCCUACUGCGACGCAUCGUCAAGCAAAUUGGGCUGUACCAUCGUCAACCUCCUCUCUCUAUAUUCGUCUCGAAGCCCCUACCACGUACCAAUGGGUCGCCAUCGGCACCGGAUCCCGCAUGAGCGGCUCGACGAUGCUUGUCAUAUACCAAGACGGCUCGGGAAAUGUCACGCUGAGCCCUCGCAAGGGACACGGUCAUGAUAUGCCGGCGUAUCAGGCCGUGAGCGGUAUCAAGCUUAUCGAGGGAAGCGGCGUGUCGAAUGGUACAAUGGUGGCCAACAUCUACUGGAAAGAUGCAGGCAUAUCAGGGACUGCUCAGUGGAUCAGUGCCUGGAAGAAGGGUAGCCCACUUGACACGAGCGAUGCAAGCAGUGACUUCGAUGAGCAUGAUGGAACGGACAGUUUCUCUGUUGAUCUCUCUAAGGCUACCGUCAGCGGCACCUCCAACCCUUUCCUCAACUCGUCCAACACAACUCCAAGCGACAAUGCUGUCUCUGGUGGUGGUGGAGGUGAAGAUAAUACUGGCUCAGCGCACGGUGUUAUCAUGGCAGUUGUUUUCCUCGUCGGGUUCCCUAUCGGCUCCGUUCUCAUGCCUCUACUCGGGAAAUGGCUCAUCCAUGCCUCGUGGCAGAUCGUCGCCUUCGUAGGAAUGUGGAUUGGCUUUGGGAUUGGGAAGAUCGCUGCAGAUCGUGACGGCGAUUGGUUUCACGAACCUCAUGUUGUCCUUGGCACGAUAGUGUGCAUCCUGAUGAUCGUACAACCUGUGUUGGGAUGGAUGCACCAUAGAAACUACGUUAAAUACCAACGUCGAACGACAAUAAGCUAUGGACAUAUUUGGUACGGCAGAGGUAUUAUGAUUGUCGGUAUCAUCAACGGAGGCAUUGGGCUGCAAUUAUCUGGUACAUCAACAGGCUUGAUUGUUGGAUACAGUAUUGUCGGCAUUCUUGUCUCUGCUAUUUACGCUGCUGGCGCUGUCCAUAAGAUGGUUCAGAUGAAGAGGAAGGAACACGAAUUGCUGUCGGAUCCAUCAAAUAGCGCUCUUGAAUUGCGGGCUUAG
Molecule: messenger RNA, 1071 nt
Organism: Fusarium musae
Lineage: Eukaryota; Fungi; Ascomycota; Sordariomycetes; Hypocreales; Nectriaceae
Exons: 3
Coding region: 1-1071 (356 amino acids)
Source: RefSeq, a predicted model, not a curated record